Molecule: messenger RNA, 297 nt
Organism: Rotaria sp. Silwood1
Lineage: Eukaryota; Metazoa; Rotifera; Eurotatoria; Philodinida; Philodinidae
Source: the annotation of a GenBank genome assembly
AUGAAGUUAUUUUUCAAGACUUUUGUUGCUAUCCUACUUUUGUUUUCAGGAGUACUAGGCUUAUUAUCAUCUGGAUGCAAAAAACGGUCUGAAGUAUGUCGAGCAAAUGUUGAUUGUUGUCCAGGGAUAGGUCGUCGUAUGGUAUGUGCUCCACAUCUAGAAAUAUGUGGCAAGAAAAUAUGUUGUAUUACUGAAGUCGAAGAACAACAAGAAAAACAAGCAGCUAUUAUUCGAAAUCGUAAUCCUAAAUUAAAACGGUUUUGGAAAAUACUGCUUGAUGAAGAUGACGAAAAAUAA